Messenger RNA from Chroicocephalus ridibundus (black-headed gull), 1026 nucleotides. It is a transcript of the gene SNCA, whose product is annotated as synuclein alpha. The record is from RefSeq and is a predicted model, not a curated record. Bases 288 to 719 code for a protein of 143 amino acids. Gene Ontology annotation, biological process: synapse organization; regulation of dopamine secretion; synaptic vesicle endocytosis. Gene Ontology annotation, cellular component: neuronal cell body; cytoplasm; axon terminus. The transcript is spliced from 6 exons. Gene Ontology annotation, molecular function: cuprous ion binding. NCBI's taxonomy places the organism in Eukaryota, Metazoa, Chordata, Aves, Charadriiformes, Laridae.
UCUCCUUCCCUCCCUCCUUCCCUCCUGCGGCGCAUCCUCUCUCCGUCCCUCGCCUCUCCCUCACACUCGCCGCCUGCGGGGCUGCCGUCGGGGGUGGCUCCAGCAGACCCGGCCUGCUCUCCCCCGCCUCGGGAUGUGCUGAGGAAGGGGCAGCUCCCCUCGGGCCCCUCCGCGCCUCGCCCUCCGCCUCCCCGGCACCCCCUCCCCACCGCCCCACGCCUCCUCGGAACGGGUCGGUCGCCGGUGGCGGAGGAGCACGGCGAGCUCUGUGAAGAAACUCUUCAGCCAUGGAUGUGUUCAUGAAAGGACUUUCCAAGGCAAAGGAGGGAGUCGUAGCAGCAGCAGAAAAAACCAAGCAGGGUGUGGCAGAGGCGGCAGGAAAGACGAAAGAGGGCGUCCUCUAUGUGGGUUCCAGGACCAAGGAAGGAGUUGUUCAUGGUGUCACAACAGUGGCCGAGAAGACCAAAGAGCAAGUGUCUAAUGUUGGGGGAGCUGUGGUGACAGGGGUGACGGCGGUGGCCCAGAAGACAGUGGAAGGAGCAGGGAACAUUGCUGCAGCCACUGGCUUGGUGAAGAAGGAUCAGUUGGCCAAACAGAAUGAAGAAGGUUUCCUGCAGGAGGGAAUGGUGAAUAAUACAGAUGUUCCUAUGGAUCCUGAGAAUGAGGCUUACGAAAUGCCUCCAGAGGAAGAGUAUCAAGACUAUGAACCUGAAGCAUGAGAGUCCUUUCCUUCCUUUAUAUCUCCUGAAAUCUACUAACUACUAAAGACGUCCCAUCCUGUACAAGUGCUGAGUUCCAAUGUGCCCAGUCGUAAAAUUUUUUUACAGUUUUUACGGUGUAUUUUGAAGUCUUCCAUCAGCAAUGAUUGGAGUAUCUGUGACUGCAUCCACCUUGUUUCAGCAUUUCCCUCCUGCUGAAAUGAAAGCUGGUUGGCAGGAUCAUUGUUGUGCUGUGGAUAUUGUGGCUUCAAGUUUAAAAGUUAAAAAAGAAAAUAUUAAAUAAAAACACCUAAGUGUCUACUGCUUA